This is a messenger RNA of Elgaria multicarinata webbii, 1752 nucleotides long. RefSeq names its product acyl-coenzyme A synthetase ACSM3, mitochondrial-like. Gene Ontology annotation, molecular function: fatty-acyl-CoA synthase activity; fatty acid ligase activity. The transcript is spliced from 13 exons. Gene Ontology annotation, cellular component: mitochondrial matrix. NCBI's taxonomy places the organism in Eukaryota, Metazoa, Chordata, Lepidosauria, Squamata, Anguidae. The record is from RefSeq and is a predicted model, not a curated record. Gene Ontology annotation, biological process: acyl-CoA metabolic process; fatty acid biosynthetic process. The coding region runs from base 1 to 1752 and encodes 583 amino acids.
AUGGCAGGUGCGAUUAAACUUCUUACCAGAUGCCCCACUUUAAAGUUGGUUAACGCCUCCAAGUUAACUUGUGGAAUACAGACCCAGGGCUUCAGUGGAUUUUCACCUGGGGAUUCCUCCAACUCUGAAAUCCUGCACAAAGAUAUACCAGAGCAUUUUAAUUUUGCAAAGGAUGUGCUGGAUAAAUGGAGCCAAAAGGAAAAGGAUGGAAAGAGACCUUCCAAUCCCGCUCUCUGGUGGGUAGGUGACAAAGGCGAGGAGGUGCAGUGGAGUUUUGAGGAGCUGGGGUUCCUAUCAAGAAAAACUGCCAAUGUGCUGUCUCAAGCUUGUAAUCUACGUAAAGGGGACAGACUUAUUGUGAUACUCCCAAGAAUUCCCGAGUGGUGGCUGAUCAGCGUGGGCUGUAUCAGAGCAGGCAUUGUCUUUAUCCCAGCGACCAUCCUAUUGACUGCUGAAGACAUACUGUACAGGCUCCAAAUCUCUAAGGCCAAAUGCAUCAUUACGAACGAGGACUUAGCUCCAUUUGUAGAUGCUGUUGCAUCAGAUUGCCACUUACUGGAAAGUCGGAUGCUGGUGUCCCAAGGUGGCGGCAGCAGAGAAGGAUGGCUGAACUUCCAUGACUUGUUAGAGGCUGCCGUCGCUGAGCAUCAGGCUGUGAAAACAAAAACCCAAGAUCCCAUGACCAUCUACUUCACCAGCGGGACCACGGGAUAUCCCAAAAUGGUGGAACAUUCCUGCGGCAAUCUGGGAAUUGGAUUGACAGAGGCUGGAAGGCAGUGGAUGAACCUGACUCCUUCGGACAUGAUGUGGGGUCUGUCGGAUACAGGCUGGGUAAAAUUUGCUUUCGGCAGUUUAUACGCCCCGUGGAAUUUAGGAGCCUCCGUCUUUGUGCACGGCAUGCGUCAGUUUGACCCAACAGCUGUUCUCAAUUGUCUUGCCAAAUAUCCAGUGGCAACCUUCUGUGGUACCCCGACUAUCUUCCGCAUGCUCCUGCAGCAUAAUGUUAGCAGAUACAAGUUCAAGAGUCUGACGACCUGUCUGAGUGGUGGGGAACCAACCAACCCUGAUGUUCAAGAGCAGUGGAAAGCACAAACAGGACUGGAUAUCUAUGAAGGCUAUGGGCAGACCGAGACUACCUUGGUAUGUUUCACUUCGAAGAAGAUGAAAUUCAAACCUGGAUUUAUGGGCAAGCCAUCCACAUCCUUUCAAGUCCAGAUAAUAGAUGAAAAUUGCAAUCAGCUCCCUCCUGGAGAAGAAGGAGAUAUUGCUAUUAGAAUCAAACCUAAAAGGCCUUUGGGUCUCUUCUCUGGCUAUGUGGAUGACCCCGAGAAAACGGCCUCAACAGAACGUGGUGAUUUCUACCUUACUGGGGAUAGAGGGUUCAUGGAUAAAGAUGGAUACAUCCAGUUUAUCUCAAGAGCCGAUGAUAUCAUCUUAUCCUCUGGGUAUCGCAUCGGUCCUUUUGAAGUCGAACACGCCUUGGACGGGCACCCGGCAGUAGCAGAAUCAGCGGUUGUCAGCAGCCCAGAUCCCAUCAGAGGAGAGGUCGUGAAAGCUUUCAUCAUCCUCUCUCCUGCCUAUCAGUCCCACGACAAAGAGAAAUUAAUUCGUGAGCUGCAAGAACAUGUCAAAAAAGUGACCGCUCCAUACAAGUACCCCAGAAAGAUUGAGUUUGUUCAACAUCUACCCAAGACGAUUUCUGGGAAAGUCCAAAGAAAGAUGCUGAGAAAGAAGGAGUGGCAGAAGGACUAA